Papilio machaon (common yellow swallowtail) is the source of this 1615-nucleotide messenger RNA. RefSeq names its product nuclear receptor coactivator 5 (gene Neos). The coding region runs from base 102 to 1523 and encodes 473 amino acids. NCBI's taxonomy places the organism in Eukaryota, Metazoa, Arthropoda, Insecta, Lepidoptera, Papilionidae. Gene Ontology annotation, molecular function: RNA binding. The record is from RefSeq and is a predicted model, not a curated record. The transcript is spliced from 8 exons.
GUACAAGCAUCAAUCGAGAGUGUAUUGAAAUAUUGAAAUUGAUAAUUUUUUAUUGUUUAUAAUUUGGUAUAGCCAUAUCGUGAAAUCAAAAAGCAUUAAAAAUGUCUAUUCAAGAUAAAUUAACGGUGGACAAGCAAGCAAUGAAGAAUCGAGCUACAGCUCAUCUUCGUAUUUACGUCGGUGGGAUAACUGAGAGAGCUACGUUGGAAGAAUUAUAUGAACACUUUUCGCCAUUCGGACAAAUAACUGGAUUAAUUUUUAACAGAUCAUUUGGAUUUGUACAAUUUGAAAACGAAGCCAGUGCUCAAGAAGCUAUUGCUAAGGGAGAUGGUAGUAUAUUUCAAGGAAAAUCUCUAUGUGUAAGAGCAGCAUUGGCCGAUAGACAAAGAAGGGAAACAGACUUUACUCCAGCCUCAAAUAUAGAAAAUACACCUUCAAAUGACAACUAUACACCUAAGGAAGGAAAUAAUGAACAAUCAAAGAGCAAUAACUAUAGCAACUAUGGAGACCAGAGACAGUCAAGUACAGAUUAUAGAGAGGAAGAGACAGAUGAAGCUUACGGAAAAGGUUAUGGAGAAGGGUAUGAUGCGAAUGAACCUCGUGGGCAACGCGAGGUACGUGAAUCUCGUGAGCAGCGUGAGGUACGUGAAUCCCGUGAGCCACGUGAAUCCCGUGAACCGCGAGGUGGUAUGCGCGGUCGCGGGGGACCACGGGGAAGGGGAAAAGCACGCGGAAGUGUCCCCAGUUACCGUGACCGCACACCUGUUAAUCCUAGAGGUGGUGAGUGGCCAGAGAGAACUAGCUUCGAGAGGUAUCCGCCGCCAGAUUAUAGUAGAACUUUACCUAUCACAGAACGGAAUGACUGCGAGAUUAUCGUAGUCUCGAAAGCGCUUACGGAAUAUGCUGAAUACAUAGAAAGUAGACUGAAACGUCUAGGCAUUGUGGUGGACCUGCUAUUUCCCAUGGAGGAUGUACCAAUUGGCAAAGUGCUGGGCAACAUUGCCUCCCGUGGCUGUCUCUAUGCCAUUCUGGUGAUGCCACAGAAUGAGGAAAACAAAUCUUUGACAUUGACAUUCUUACAUGGAUUACCACAAGAGCACCGCAACAUGCCGCUGGAGGACGCGCUGCAGCUGCUGUCGCGCAACUUCCAGGAGGUGCAGCAGGGCGGGUCUGCGGGCCGCGAGGCGGUGUACGCGCUGCUGGGUCAGCUCGCCGACGGCCGCUCGCUCACCGUGCUGCAGUACGACAAGGUCAUUGAAUACCUCCAGGACCGUAAGGAGCAUCAGAUCAAAAUCGAAUUGGGUGAACCAAUGACUACAACGACCAAUAGCAAAGCCCAAAAUGAGUUACAACAGAGGAUCUUGAGCAUACUCAAUGAGAAGAAAGUUUUGCCACCAAAAGAUCCCUCCCCUGUGCCUGCGCCCGCACCCGUCGCUCCCUCCUCACAAGAUGUACAGAAUAAAUUCCUCAAUGACCCAACACUGCGGAAAGCUUUAAAUUCAAUAUUGCAAAAAUAUACCUAGAUGUAAGUUACUUGUAUUUAAGUGAUUAUCUUUAACUAAAAAAAAAAACAUUCAUUCUAUUUCUUAUAAUGUACGUAAGUACAAUAUAAAGU